UUGUGGCUAGGCGUGCGCGCUUGGUAUUGUUGUGUAGCCGGAGUUCGACCGCGCAUGAGUGUGUGCACGGUAAUCCUGCACGUUUCGGGAUGCUGACCUGCUGUGCCAGCGGUUGCAAAAGCAGGUACAGCAGAGGAAAGAAGCUAUUUCGCUUCCGCGAGGAAAAGAAUGCCGCUCGGCUAGAAGUGUGGCUCCAGCGUAUCGGAAGGACUGACUUGGACCCUGUACCGUCGCGGCUUUGUGAGGACCACUUCACUGCGGACCAAUUUGAGUCGAUACUGCUGCGCAAGUUUGGUACUAAAGAGUUGAAGAGAGAUGCGGCGCCUACGAUCUUCAGUCAAGAGCAUUUGCAAACGUCAGAAUGCGAUAAUUCAGCCCGCUCAUCUUGUGGCCUUAAUCUACUACUAACAGCAGCUGCUCUUGUUGAUGAAUCCAAAGAGACACACUGCCCAUCAGCUACGAAUGUGCUUCUGAUACCAGCUGCUGUUGAUGGCUAUGGAUCCAACAGUGAUGCCACUCAAGCAGGGUUAGGUUCUUCACAAGGUAACGUAGCUAACACACAUGCUGCAUGUAGUCGAAGCAUUGUAACGGCUUGUAACUUGUAUCCAUUGGUUUAUAUAUUUUACAAUCAUGUCUGUAGGGGUGUGCUGCAGAUCCACAACAUUUUGCUCCGCAGUAUGGUGUUCAGCACAUUGCAAGCAUUGAAAGCAUUGUCGCUUGGGUUUUGGCAUGCAUUCUUAUUACUGAAAAAUUGUAAUGCACCUGUGCGUAUUGUAAAUGCUUCAAGUAGUGUUAAUGCUUGUUUGCCAAAAUGUGAUGUAACAGAGAUGAUGGUCUUCUUCAAUUUGUCUUUAUCUUUUUUAGGUCACACUGCCACUGAUUCAGCACCAUCGGAUUUUCCAGAAGAUGCACCUUCAAGUUCCGAAUGUGACGCACUGCCAGCUUGUUCAACAACUUGUUCAGCAGGUGUGGAAACCACCCAUGAAUCGAGCUGCCAGCCAUUUCAAGUUUUGACGGUGCCUGUUGAGUCUCAGCAGAACUUUUGUGCUGCCUGUGGAAGAUUUCUGUCUGCUGAGGGCACAGCUGAUGUCACCAGCUCCCGUUCAAGUAGUUGGGAUGCUGAUCAAGCAGUAGUAGCUGCCCUUCACAAAAGAAUAGCUACAUUGGAAGAGUGCUUGAACAACAUGAAGCGGAAAGUUGCUACACUGCAACAACAGAAAAGCAGAGCAAACCGUAGAAACCAUGAACUCACGCGAAACAUCAAGAAGUACCUGUCACCAGAUCAACUGCAAGGCAUGUGGACUUCCAGUAUGCGAGGGAAGCAAUGGUCUACAGAGACUAUACAAAAAGGCCUCAAGCUCCGUUUGGCAUGUGGAUCCAGAGGCUACAAUGCGGUCAGGGAGCUUGCUGUACCCCUUCCGAGUGAAAGAACUUUACAACGUCGUGUUGAAAACUACAAGUUCUCACCAGGAAUUCUACAUGAGGUUCUGAAGUCUCUUGCUUUAAAGGUGAAAGGAUGGUGUAGCUGAAUAUAUUUGUUACAUUUAUUCUCGUGAGCAUCUCUUUCAGCAGUACACCUUGAGCAAAAGGUGAAACCUUUUAGAGCCUUCCACUAUGGCAUGUCUCAUGAUCGUAUCAUGGGUUUCGCACGUAAACCCUAAUAUUUAUUAAGCUUUCAUGUGUUGCUAGUGCCAAUGUUAGUGCCUGUCACUGCGCUUUUUGUCGUGCACGUUUUAGCGGCCAUUCAUAAAGUUUCGACAACAUAUUCUCACCUUUCCUUCACUUAUGACUUGAGGUCCUCUAACUAGGCACAAUUCCACAUAAAUUUCA
Messenger RNA from Rhipicephalus microplus (southern cattle tick), 1830 nucleotides. RefSeq lists its product as uncharacterized. Lineage: Eukaryota; Metazoa; Arthropoda; Arachnida; Ixodida; Ixodidae. Gene Ontology annotation, molecular function: sequence-specific DNA binding. The record is from RefSeq and is a predicted model, not a curated record.